This is a messenger RNA of Microcebus murinus (gray mouse lemur), 2022 nucleotides long. The record is from RefSeq and is a predicted model, not a curated record. NCBI's taxonomy places the organism in Eukaryota, Metazoa, Chordata, Mammalia, Primates, Cheirogaleidae.
CGCGCCCCGCGAUGGCUCGGCUGGCGCAGCGCGGCGCCAGGUGCCCGCCGUCUGCCCGCUGAGACGCGCCGAUUAGGGACCGGCUGGGCCUGGGCGCUCCCAGCCUUCGCCUCCUGCCGCGCCCUCUCCCCUCCUGGGGGAGCCGCUGCCGCUUCCCAGGGGCGAGGGGACAGGGGACCCAGACAAAGCCCACUUUGUGCAGGGAGUUGGCCUGGGGCGUGGAAUGUGCGCGUCGGCGCGCGCCCCCUCCCCGCGCCCCGCCAGCUGCGAGUCUUGGCUCCCGGACUUGUCUCGUCGCGUCGGAGAAGUCGCCCCCCAGCGCCACUCCCCCGCCCAGGGGUGCGAGUUCUGAGCUCCCCGGCCCGGAGUCGUCUUGGUCCCCCCAGGGGCGCUCGCAGGUGUGAGCGUUCAGGGGUUUUGUAGCGGAAUUUGUGCUCUCCAAACCUGGGACCCGGGGCGCCCAGUGGGCACCCGUGCCUUGAGCCUUCCUUUCUGUGGCCGCAGGUCUGAGCUCUCUGGCCUCAGUUUCCCUCCGAUUUUUCUCCUCUUUGCCAGCCCAGGCUGCUGCCGGGCAUUGUUCUUGUUGUCAAAUGGGAGUGCUUUGUGAAGGCUGCCAAGUUGGGGUGUGUUCUCUUUACCCCGUUUUUCAAACAGAACAAGGCCUCUAAUGCUGACCUCGGACGACCCUCUCGGCCCCUACUUCACGUCGUUGCACUGAUUUUUUUUUCUCAUUGAGUAGUAUUUUAUUGUACAGGAGCCACGCCCUGGUUUCUUAAAGGCGCCUAGCACUCUGGCCAUGUGUUGUCUCUGCAGCUGGUGUGUGGGAGGCCUGCGCUGAGCCACCUGUUCUUUCCGCCUCCUGAGACAUCCUCCCACCUGCCUCAAGACUUUAGGGAUGCCAGGGGGGAAGAAGGUGAUCGGAGGUGGCGGCAGUGGCGCUGCCCCCGCUGCCGCCGCUGCCCCCUCUGGGGUCAGGCGUUUAGAGACCAGCGAAGGGGCCUCAGCCCAGAGAGAGGAGGAUCCAGAGGAGGAAGGGGAAGAGGACCUUCGCGACGGAGGCGUCCCCUUCUUUGUCAACCGGGGUGGGCUGCCUGUGGAUGAGGCCACCUGGGAGCGGAUGUGGAAACACGUGGCCAAGAUCCACCCCGAUGGCGAUAAGGUGGCGCAGCGGAUCCGUGGGGCCACGGACCUGCCCAAGAUUCCCAUACCGAGUGUGCCUACGUUCCAGCCGUCUACGCCCGUCCCUGAGCGCCUGGAAGCCGUGCAGCGCUACAUCAGGGAGCUGCACAGGUACAAUCACACAGGGACACAGUUCUUUGAAAUUAAGAAGAGCAGACCUCUGACAGGGCUGAUGGACCUGGCCAAGGAAAUGACCAAAGAGGCUCUGCCAAUCAAAUGCCUGGAAGCCGUGAUCCUGGGAAUUUACCUCACCAACAGCAUGCCCACCCUGGAACGCUUCCCCAUCAGCUUCAAGACCUACUUCUCAGGGAACUACUUCCGCCACAUCGUGCUGGGGGUGAACUUCGGGGGCCGCUACGGCGCGCUGGGCAUGAGCCGGCGCGAGGACCUGAUGUACAAGCCGCCGGCCUUCCGCACGCUCAGCGACCUCGUGCUGGACUACGAGGCCGCCUACGGCCGCUGCUGGCACGUGCUCAAGAAGGUGAAGCUGGGCCAGAGCGUGUCGCACGACCCGCACAGCGUGGAGCAGAUCGAGUGGAAGCACUCGGUGCUGGACGUGGAGAGGCUGGGCCGCGAGGACUUCCGCAAGGAGCUGGAGCGCCACGCCCGGGACAUGCGGCUCAAGAUUGGCAAAGGGACAGGUCCGCCCUCUCCCACCAAGGACCGGAAGAAGGAUGUUUCCUCCCCGCAGCGGGGCCAGUCCAGCCCCCACCGCAGGAACAGUCGCAGCGAGAGACGGUGAGAGACAGGAUGGUGCCUGGGUGGGUCUGAGGAAGCCUUUUCCUUUCUUCUCAUCUUCUGGGUCUCUCUUUUUUUGUGCCCAUUUCUUCUCCCUCCCACCCU